AAGAGACAUCUUUGACAGCUGCCCACCGUCUCCGUGUCCUCUUUAACUCUCGUCACAACAGCACACCACCAUGAGGCCGGUCCUGAACUUGUUCUUCCUCUUUGGCUCGUCCGUUGGGUUCUAUGCAAACCCCAUGAUGAGACGGGUGGCGGUUUCUUCCUUCGCAGGCAGCACAAUCGUCCGAGCAGCGAGCGCUACCGCCUUCCCAAGCCAGCGACAGGCAAAGUUCACCACGUCGAUGAACUCGGUGGACUUCGUGGAAAAGGAGAUCGACAGCAACAACGUGGUUGUCUUCUCCAAGUCGUACUGCCCCUUCUGCACCAGAACCAAAAACCUCUUCGCAGGGCUGGGAGUUGACGCAACGGUGUACGAGCUAGACCAGAUGGACGACGGCGAAGCCAUCCAGGCUAUUCUCGGAGCGAAGACGGGGCAGACCACUGUUCCGAACGUGUUCGUGAAAGGCACGCACGUCGGGGGUAACGACGCCGUGCAGGCAGCCAACAGCAGCGGCGCCCUCAAGACGCUCUUGGACGGCUGAUUUGUGUACGCAGACCGAAAUCGAGAGCAGACGAGGGCGUAGGCGGGGAGGGGUUCUCUCCGUUACUGGCCGGGGGGGGGGGGGGUGGAGCGUAGCGGGUUGUCGAACGGCACGCCCGACGAUUGCGCCGCUUAUCACAAAUGGACGGGUUUCGUCAGUCCUUGGUUCAUUUUUUUCUGUGCAAAGCGUUCCACGAACGAGGUGCGGUAGCAGCGUCGGGCGAACAGCUGUUUAGCCUUUUUAGAAGGAGAUCGGCGCGUGUGUAGAUAGAUGGCAGAUUGCAACCCAGCCGAAUUUCGCCCCUAUCUUUGAUAUCACACCCAUGACCACGGUGGUGCCCUUGCCCGACGAAAGCAACUACUGCUGUUACACGGUCGAUUUGCGCUGAAACUUUCGUGGAGCAACAGCGGUAGACUGAACCCUCUCUCGCUUGGUUGGCGUCUUCUCCAAGCAGGUCAGGCCUCUCUUUGGGUGUUCGAUAAGACAUCUAAUAGCUACGCCAGGAGUUUGACAAGAAGUACCCCAAUUAGG
Ectocarpus siliculosus is the source of this 1069-nucleotide messenger RNA. The record is from the annotation of a GenBank genome assembly. Lineage: Eukaryota; Phaeophyceae; Ectocarpales; Ectocarpaceae.